Vitis vinifera (wine grape) is the source of this 2999-nucleotide messenger RNA. RefSeq names its product heavy metal-associated isoprenylated plant protein 23. Bases 2312 to 2761 code for a protein of 149 amino acids. NCBI's taxonomy places the organism in Eukaryota, Viridiplantae, Streptophyta, Magnoliopsida, Vitales, Vitaceae. The transcript has 4 exons. Gene Ontology annotation, molecular function: metal ion binding. The record is from RefSeq and is a predicted model, not a curated record.
AGUUCAUAUAAAGGACUACUAGAUUAGGUACUAAAGAAUAUUAUGCUCAGAAAAGGCUUCCAGAAAAAACAUUCCCGGGAAAGUUAUGGGCCUAAGAGAAACCAACGCAGAUGCGUGUGGGACACUGCAGAGAUAUGGCUAUGUCCCAUGUAGCCUUUUUUUUUUUUUUUUUUUAAUAAAAGUGGUGGGUCAGUUAAGCUUGCUGUCAAUAAUAGAGUUUCUUUACAGAAUACGAUUGAGAUGUUAUUAGAUGCGUUGGGGCCUUCCACCUUCAAAGCAGGCUCCUCUUGUCUUUACUGGAAUGCCAUCCUUCAAUAUAUGGUCUACUAUUGGGGCCUUUUGCAAGCCUGCUUGUUCGAGGUUGGUCCAACUAAUUAGUUUCCCGCAUUUAUGCAACUGGAUAUGUACGUUAAGAAAGCUUGAACGAUAUUCAUGUUCUUGGAGGGCGCCUGUUUGGACAUUCUAUGCCUAUUGAUUCGAAUGGCCUAGCUACAUGAUUUGAAUGAAUUAAUGUCAGUUUGGUUGUUGGGAUCUCGAAAGUUUGUAUCCAUCUUUGACAUGAUGGUGAUGGCGACUUCAAACAGUGAUGGUGAUGCAAAUGGUUCCACAUGUAUCCCACCUGGGUAUGGCACAUACAUACCCAGAAUCGACAGGACGGUGUUGGCUGGGGCCAUCAGUGAUAUUAUACAAUUAUGUGGCUUGUGUCGUGGAUGGUGGGCACGGUCUGUUCUCGGUGACUCGGUCAAUACAAAUUUAAGAAAGCUUCAUGGAAGUUGCAGCCCACUUGUUCUUCUCCACGUACUUUUAAUACCAAAACAUAUGGAUAUGGAGCACUGCUGGUGUUGGCGUUCUGUCCUUGAGUGGAGCCAUGGCUCUGGCCCAGCAGAGCAAUGGAAGAACCUAGACGCAUCUGGUGUCUCGGUGGUGGAUCUACCAUUAUAUCAAUCAAUGCCUUGCAGCUCCCUCUCCCACCAGCAACCUCUACACAGUAUACUCACUUAUGGAUUUUUGGGAUCACUUAACUCUCUUCAUUUUAGUAUGAUUGUUUACAUUUUGCCUCCAUUCAAAUUGAGGAAAAUGGAGAUGUUUGCCUGUUGAACACGGCAGACAAAACAAAAUGCCAAAAAACUAAAAAUAAAAAAUAAAAAAAUCAGCCAAACAAGCCUUUGUCGUCAGGGUGGUGGGAGGCAAAUGGGGGCCUAGGCAUUUAAAUACAGAAAAGGUGGUACUUUAAAAUAUAUUCAUCUACUAGCCUUGUGCCGUCUGUCAUAGUAUCCAGAUCCAUCUGUGGCAUUAUCAUUAUUAGUAUUAUUAUUUUUACGUUAUCCACCUUUUUUCUACAACCCACCGCCCAAUCAACCGAACACUUGACAAAAAUGGACAAUGGCAAGCAAACAAGAUAGCUUUUUACCUGUGGGAAGCUACCACCAUCUCCAUUGGACUUUUGUUUCCACGCUGUCUAUAUAUCGACCAUUCAUUUGUCCUUGUUGCCACCUGUCUUCAGGAUAGCAUGAAUCGUGGCAGUGAUCCAAGCAUCCAAAAUCCAUCUCAGCUCAUCUCAUCACAAUCAGGAAAUCCAUACAUUUAGUUUUGUAUUACUUUUUUCAGGAGUCUCUUUCCUGAAGCGUUGCUCUCAAACUUUGCUAUUUUACUUUCAUAUUUCGUGUACCCUAAGCAUUGGACUCUCUCUUUUUAAACUCAGAAAAGUUUAGCCAGAUUUGUGAAGGCAAAUAAAUCCAGGUUUACUUUAAGCACUGUUUAAUGUUUGGGUGCCUGCUACCUUUUGUUAUAUCAACAUGUAUAUAACGAAGAGCAUGUGGUACUAAAGAGUUUACUUACAUGAGAGCUAAAGGUACUGAGAGCGUGCAGCCUUUGGAGUCUUUUACUUUUUAGGUCUGUUUCCUUUCCAAGGAGAGGAGGGAAUCUAUAGGUUGAAGGGGAGUUUAUUAGAUACCUUUCCAACAGACCCACCCCUCUUUUUUGGAUUCUAUAAAUUUAUGCAAUCCUUCAGGACAGGAGUAGUCUCUUAGCUUCUCUCUUCUCACCCAUCAGCCUUUCACUUCUCAUUACCGUACUCCUUUCUCGCAUUUCUCUAGCUCCCUGCUCAUUAAAACUAAAGGAGGUUUACGUGUGGACCUUUUCUGCAACCUUAGAUUGAUUUUGUUUCUUUCAACGUCCAAAACCCUUUAAGCUUCAAGCUUCUCCUGAAGCUUUUGCAUGUCUUUAAAGUUUGGUUUAGUUAGUUUCAUAUCUUAUAUUCUCCUUACAAGUUACAACCGCUUCUCUAAAAUCAAUCAAAGAAACAAAAAAAAUGGGAGUUGUAGCUACUUUGGAAUACUUUUCUGACCUACUCAGCAGCAAAAAAGGGAAGAAAAGGAAGCAACUGCAGACGGUAGAUCUCAAAGUCAGGAUGGACUGUGAGGGCUGCCAGCUAAAAGUGAAGAAAGCUCUUUCUUCGCUGAAAGGAGUAAAAUCUGUGGAUGUAAACCUGAAACAACAGAAGGCGAGUGUUACUGGUUAUGCAGAUGCGAAGAAAGUGCUGAAGAAGGCACAGUCAACAGGGAAAAAGGCUGAGCUUUGGCCUUAUGUUCCAUACAAUCUGGUGGCUCAUCCCUACGUUGCUCAAGUUUAUGACAAGAAGGCACCUCCUGGUUAUGUCCGGAGCUCGGAGAACCCUGCCAUCACUGCUAUGAGUCCAUUGGAGGAACAGUACACCACCAUGUUCAGCGAUGAUAAUCCAAAUGCUUGCUCCAUCAUGUAAAUUAAUGCAACCGAAAAAUGUAAAUCGAGUAAUUAGUUACCAUACAGCUUUGGCCUGUGUCCUACUGGAAAACUAUUGUACCGUAGAGUUUUUCUUAAAAUAUAUUUGAAGAGGUCUGUGGUGGACAUGGGGGAACCGGAGAGUCACAUGAAUAGAUAGAAACAGUGUGGGUUGUUAUGAGAUGGCUAUCAGAACUGUCCUUCACAUAUUAUAUAUGAUGUUUUUUGUGAUUUCAGUA